Rhipicephalus microplus (southern cattle tick) is the source of this 3854-nucleotide messenger RNA. RefSeq lists its product as uncharacterized. Gene Ontology annotation, biological process: base-excision repair. Gene Ontology annotation, molecular function: DNA binding; catalytic activity. Gene Ontology annotation, cellular component: nucleus. NCBI's taxonomy places the organism in Eukaryota, Metazoa, Arthropoda, Arachnida, Ixodida, Ixodidae. The record is from RefSeq and is a predicted model, not a curated record.
CAUCAUUGUCUGACAGGGUGCAAAAGUCAACCUCUUUUUCGAAGCUGUGCACGAGGUUAAGGUCCUCCCGCAUUUUUAGAGAAACAACUCACGAUUACAUGUACGAGUCACCACAAGCAGGUGAUCGAAAAGAGUUGCACAAAGAUGCAGCAUUCACAACGGUCAGCCCGAAGCCUUCUUGGAGUGACCAACCACAAGAAUCAUCGGUGUUUUCAAAAUUGUGCGAGAGGUUCAAAUCUUACGGCAUCCUCAAGGACGCAGGUGGCGAACAAGAUCAGGUUGUUCCUGAAAGUCGUUCGACCUUCAGGAAUGUUUAUGAAGGACUGCAGGCUGAACGCCGAAGGCGUGCAUUAGGUGGCAGCACACAAGAACAUCUUGGCUGCGUAAAAACUGUCGGUGCUUUGUCGUCAGGUGGAGGUCAGGCAUUCAACGUAAAGCAGGAGAACGAUCAUCCCGAAGCUGUCACAACAACUUGUUGUGGCGAUGAAGACAUGAUAAACAGGCUUACAGCAACCAUCGCAGGAUGUAAAGAUUCAAGAGGCGAUGUUUUGUGCGAACCAGACGAGCCACAUGUGGAGGAGGGCACCCCGUCUGCAGACGAGACAAUCUUGGGAGAUGAUAAGUCAAGUAAUGCACGUGAAAAGGCACCUCUUUUAGCUAAGAACAACAAACAUCCGCACAGCUCGGGGAAGAGUGGAAACUCCACCAAUUCGCCAAGGCGCGGAAGAAAAAAUGCUGCUCUCAAAAGGCAUUCAAGCGAAGAGCCCGAAGACAAAAAACCACUGGGUGAGGACGCUGUAGCCACAGGCGAACAGAUCGAGAGAAAAAAAGCAAAAUUGAGUAAGAGCCCCUACUUCAAGGCAGCAGGCCAUUCUUUAGGUAUCAGGAUUGGAUCUAGGCCCUGGGUGCCCCCACGGUCACCGUACAACCUCGUGCAAGAAAAGCUGUAUCAGGAUCCCUGGAAAGUCCUGAUAGCAACUAUAUUCCUCAAUCGCACUACAGGCAAGGCAGCCAUUCCUGUAUUGUGGCAGUUCCUCGAUCUCUAUCCAACUGCGCACGCUGUCGUCAAUGCGAACUCCGAAGACAUUGCAAACCUGCUGCAGCCACUUGGUUUGCACAGGAAGCGUGCAGACAUCAUACAGAAGUUCUCCGAGGAGUAUCUCACCAAAGAAUGGCGCUACCCGGAUGAGCUCCAUGGCAUAGGGAAGUAUGGCAACGACUCGUACCGCAUCUUCUGCGUCAACGAAUGGAGGAAGGUCAAGCCCAACGACCACAUGCUCAACAAGUACCAUGCCUGGUUGAAAACACAAAGCCUGCAAGUAUAACCAGGUCGGUCCUGAACAACCCAGGAGGGUUUGGCAUGUUCAAGAGAGACACGAUAACAGCGCAAUGGGAGUGGAGAAUACUUCUACACUGGCGUACUUUGUUCAUAUAUCAUUGUCAUUCUAACCUUGAUCAUAGGUUUAUUUUAUGCUGUGCUUUACUGAUAUUUUAUGCUCUGCUUUACUGAAAGCAGCCAGCAAGUUGCGAUGUACUUUCAGAAAGUAACAACACUGAGAAGCAUUCUUUGUGCGAGGGACUGAGUUUGUGCCCGUGCUCACAAUGCCUGUUGCAUUGGUUGGCAUUAUUACAAUGUUUGCCGUGUCACACUACAGAAGCAUUCAUGCAAAGAGGUCACAAGCUUUCUUAUUACUCUUUUUAGAGCAUUCCUAGCUUCCAUGUUACGUGUUAAAGUAACAGCUUGCUACUCUACACAAGCUUUGAAGUCGCUGUACUUACUCUUUUGUGUGCUCUGCUUUUGGUACAGUGGUAAACAAACGGCUUGCCAAAUUAUCUAAAUUCCACACUGUCAUGUAAAGAGGCACUUGUCCACUGCUCAAGGCCUGUUAUGCAUUGAACUCUUCUUGUAUUUGUGAGCAGGUUACAAGUGGGACGCUGUUCUCAGUACUUUUGCCUUUCCUGUCUUACAAAUUCUUUGUUGUUAUUUGCUCGGCAGGCAUCUAAGUAUGUCCAGCCAUCGACAAACGAGUGUCUGCAUUACUGUCACAUUUUCUCACGUAUAACCCACACUUGCAUAAAAAGCGCACCUCUACCUAUAAACUGCAGGAAAAUAACGCUUUUUUAAAUCGCCACUUACAUUGUUGUGAAAACUUCUUAGCAAUACCGUGAAGCAGUAUCACGAAGCCAGUUUUCACGACUCUCAGUUCGAUUUCAGUUUCAAUUUUUUUGUAUUUGUCAUGUGGGUUAUACGCAAGAAAAUAUAGUAAGUUGGCACUCAACUUUGAAGCAGGCUUGGUGGAGAUCUAACAGUAGCCAAUCACGUAGAUCGGUUUACUGGCAAACACAGUUUGGUUGUGCAUAUGUGAACAAGAUGGCACCCUUGGCACCCGUGUGUGAGAGCUCAAACAUGUUGAGAACUGUGGGCUAGUUACUGUUGAGGUUACAUGUGCAGAGAUACCCAAGAAAGUAGACUAAAAAAUGGCUGCUGCCACCGUGCACCUUGGGUUCGUUUCCUGCUGGCCACAAGUUGCUCGGCAUUCGCUUUUCUUUUUUUUACUCAUAAUUGCCAUGCAACUAACGACAACAAAUAAUAUCUCGUAUGCUUUCCUGGCACGUCGAGUUUCAGAGACACUAUUUCUUCAAUUCUUGGAAACAAAAAAAAAGAGAGAGAGAGAGAAAAAAACAGAGAGAUUUGUAAGAUCUAUUUAAAAGCAUCACUUGCAUAAAUAAUGAUCACGUGUCACACAAUGUACACUAGUUUUGGUAUUUGUUAACUAUGAGGGUGUAGUAAACAAAGACACCAGAUGUGGCUGUUAAAAAACUUCUUUCUUUUAUUUGUUACGUAUGUGUGCAUCCCCAUUCAUUGCAUUAUUGUAUUCACAUAUUCAUUAAUUUAAGCUGCUUCAAGAAAGUUUAUACUGUGUACCUUCUGUUUGUAGCAUUCGUUGAUAGCAAGCACUAUUCACAGUUGUUGCAAUUUGUGCCGCUUACCAAACAAUAUCUACCAGGCCAUUGUGUAUAACAUACCGUGAUCGUCGUGUACAGCUGUUCUGAUAGUCUCACAAGAGCAUGCGUCUGGCAAUGUGAUGUGUAUAUUAAAUCACGUGAGUCACUCGCGUGAUUUAAAGAUGCUUGAUUGAGCAGUCUUCUAAAGUCAGCAAUUGAAUGUUUCACCGUCACCUUGUUACGUGAAACAAAACGGCUCUUACUGUAAUUAAACUUCAUUCUACCAAUUUUUUAGGUAGCACAUUGUACUCCUUUAGAAUGUUUUAUUGCGUGUUUUUUUUUUAUUUUUAUGGUUAUUUAACAGUGUCAUAUACAUAGAGUUUCUCAAAAUUAACUAGAGGGGACUCUGGCGCUGCGAUCGAUCAGCGACCAUGGGAAUGAUGGGCAGUACACACAUUUGCCUAGUCUUCGUACUUGCGGGCGGCAAAUCAUACUUGCGGCUUCGCUUAUUGCUGUGUUUCGAUUUUGUUUUGAAACAAAGAUUCAACUCUUUUGAACUUCGUGACCCAAUUUAGAAAGGUAAUUCGAAAGAAAUAGGGUGGUGAAGCGCAAUUGCUGAACAUUUGCUGAUUUUUGUUUCGUGAGAAAACAGCUUCAAGCCACACAAACACACACGAAGCCAAAAGCAGGCCAGAAGUACGAAGUUUAGAGAAAUGUGUGUACUACCCAUCAUUCUCAUGCUCACUGAAACGCCGUGCGUUGCAGCUUCCAUAGACACUAGCACCAGAGUUCCCUCUAGUGUAUAUUAGGAAACUCUAUGGUCAUAUAUUGUAAACACUGAGCACUGUUUUCAGCCAUAUUUUGUUAAAGUUUACUCCUGCACAAUAAAUGUUUUGUCUCUACUUUUU